UUGUACAACAUGACGGAUAAGAAAGAAUUGAAGGAAAAAGAGCUAUUUCUGGAUUCUGAAGCAGGUCUUCAGACCCCAGAGGAUCUUCAAAAGCCAGGUAGAGCUCAUCAAUUGCUCCGCAACCCUAUUAUGAUUAUUCUGCAGAUACUUAUCUUAGGACUGUUCUGUCGGCUCACCCUGGAACAGGUUCACCACUCUGCUCAACCAGAUCCCGUUCACAAGACUUUUGUGGGCUACCUUGGCUCGCUGGAAGAGAAUUAUGCUGGCACAUGGUUAAAAGAGUACUCGAAUGAGACACAAUUCCCAGGCACGGAGGCAAACAUCAAGCUAGCCAAUUGGACAAGAGACAAAUUCCUCGAGUUCGGUCUGGAGGCGGAAACUGACCUCUACACUACCUAUAUAAGCUAUCCCGUGUCUCAAUCGCUGGAUCUUUUGAGUGCCGGCAACGGUUCUGUUGUGUUCAAGGCUGCUCUUCAGGAAGACAUUUUGGAAGAAGACCCAACCUCCUUGAAAAGCGUGCCUGCCUUUUUGGGCUACGCGGCCUCUGGCGAUGUUGUGGGGGAGUACAUUUACUGCAAUUACGGCACUAAAGAGGAUUUCGACACAUUGGCCGAACUAGGAGUGAACGCAACAGAUAAGAUAGCGGUGAUUAGAUACGGCAAAAUUUUCAGAGGCCUGAAGGUCAAGUUUGCGCAGGAUUUCGGUUUCAAGGCCGCCCUGCUGUUUACAGAUCCUAAAGAUGAUGGAGAAGUGACCGAGGCAAACGGCUACAAGGCCUACCCUGAAGGAAUUGCCAGAAACCCAAGCGCCAUCCAGCGCGGCUCUUCACAGUUUCUUUCUGUGUUUCCAGGAGAUCCCACCACGCCCGGCUAUGCCAUCAAACCGGGAGAAAAUAAGACUAGGUCGAGUCCUCAUUUGACGACACCAAGAAUCCCGGCCAUUCCUGUUUCCUACAGAGACAUCAUUCCCAUUUUGCAGAAACUUUCUGGACACGGUCCUAAGGUCGAGUCCUGGCCUGCAGGACUUGUUCCUGACUACGAUUACGCAUCUAUUGGACCAAAUCCAAGCUACAAGCUGCACUUGACAAACGAGCAGGACUUCAACAUCACUAAUCUCCACAAUGUCUAUGGCAAGAUCGAAGGACACAAAAAAGACGAGGUGAUCAUCAUCGGCAACCACCGCGACUCCUGGACCCCUGGUGCCGGAGAUCCUCACACAGGCUCUGCUGUGCUGCUUGAAAUUGCCAGAGCUUUAGGCAAUUUGCAAAAGACCGGCUGGAAGCCGCAAAGAACCAUCAUGCUGGCGUCCUGGGACGGUGAGGAGUACGGACUGCUUGGAUCCACCGAAUUUGGCGAAUACAACGCUCACGAUCUUUCUAAAAAGACAGUUGCUUACUUCAACAUGGACGUUUCGGCUAUCGGUAACAUUCUGCAACUCGGAGCCUCGCCUAUGUUGUACGAAGUGCUGAGAUCAACGGCAGAUCUUCUGGAAUAUCCUGGCACAGACAGGACACUGUACGAUCAUUUCAAGGAGAACACAAACGACACUAUCAAGUCUCUUGGAUCGGGCUCCGACUACACAGUGUUCUUGGACCAUCUGGGAAUUCCGUCGGUGGACCUGGGUUUCACGAGCAACCGCACCGGUCCUGUUUAUCACUACCAUUCCGUCUAUGAUUCUUACCACUGGAUAGAGACUCUAGCGGAUCCUGGCUUUGUUCUGCAUAACCUCAUGGCAAAGUACGUCGGUCUGUCGGUUUUGAAACUCAGUGAGACCAAAGUGUACCAAAUGAAGGCCUCGGACUAUGCUGCCGAAAUCCAGCGGCUUUACGAGAAAGUGGAAGUUCCUAAAAAUUGGCUGAGUCGAAACAUAGGACAUUGUUCGAAGGGCGGGAAGCUGGACGACCUGCUUUCGGACACCGAGCAAAACAUUGUUUCUUUGAAAGACGCUGCCGCCUCCUUUGAUGAGGAAGCAGUGGAGUUGCAAACAAAGUACGACAACUGGGACAGUCUGUCGUGGUGGGAGAAGAUUGCAUUGCAAUGGAAGAUCGUCAAGACGAACCAUAAGCUGAAGUACUUUGAGCGCAAGUUCCUGAAUCCCGAUGGCUUGAAGGACAGACCAUGGUUCAAACAUAUUAUCUACGUAAGCGGACGCUACACGGGCUAUGCGGGCCAGCAACUGCCUGGACUGGUGGAGCCGAUUGAGGACAAUGACUUCGAAACUUUUGUGCGCGGCCUCACAUUUUUCAACAAUGUGGUCAACAACUUGGCUACACGUAUUUAA
Messenger RNA from Ogataea parapolymorpha DL-1, 2280 nucleotides. RefSeq names its product glutamate carboxypeptidase II. The record is from RefSeq and is a predicted model, not a curated record. Gene Ontology annotation, molecular function: carboxypeptidase activity. NCBI's taxonomy places the organism in Eukaryota, Fungi, Ascomycota, Pichiomycetes, Pichiales, Pichiaceae. The transcript has a single exon.